Diorhabda carinulata is the source of this 13996-nucleotide messenger RNA. RefSeq names its product leucine-rich repeat-containing protein 24-like. The transcript has a single exon. Gene Ontology annotation, molecular function: protein binding. The record is from RefSeq and is a predicted model, not a curated record. Bases 438 to 2183 code for a protein of 581 amino acids. NCBI's taxonomy places the organism in Eukaryota, Metazoa, Arthropoda, Insecta, Coleoptera, Chrysomelidae.
AAAUCCGGCGAAAAUCAGAGCAUUAAUCGGCAAGAGGCGAUAGAAGCAGCAGGUUCUUUGCUGCAUAGGGCUGGGCGGCGCAUCCCGACGAAUAUACAUCGACGCCGACGCAACAACUAGAAGGCGCCUCGACCCACAAAGCUGCGGACUAACAUAGUGCGGUGAACUGAAUAACAGCAUCGACACGGCACGAAUGCCUCGCGUGCUAACUACACGAUCGCGAUUUGUUUUCGAAUAUUACAACCCACAACUAUAUCGAGUACAUAAAUAGACGGAUAGCACAUCGACCUAUCUCACUUAAUGUUGUGACUUGUAAACUCUUCGUUAAGUUCCGUAUUUUUAUAAUCUGAAAAAAAAAGAAAGUGACUUAAAAGUGAUUUGAACUUUUUCGAAAAAUGAUGUGCUUUAAUAAAAGUUCAUUUUCAAGAUGACGAAGAAUGGCCACUCUUUGUUUGUUAGUGUUUUUUGUGGCGCUAGCCUUAGCGGCACCAGAUUGGACGGAUUGUCCGACACCUUGUCGAUGUACAUGGAGUUCCGGAAAAAAAACGGCGUUAUGUCAAAAAGCGGGCUUCACCGACAUUCCUGGCAGUUUGGACGAAGGCAUACAAGUAAUCGAUCUCUCGGGUAAUUUUCUUUCUAAAUUACCUCGAGCAGUGUUUCAAUCGGUCGGUCUAAUUAACCUUCAAAGGAUAUAUCUUUCACGUGCCGGUUUGACCGAAAUCCAUCAGGAUGCAUUUAAUAGUUUAACAAUACUAGUGGAAAUUGAUUUAUCAAAUAACGAAAUAACAUUUCUACAUCCGAAUACUUUUCACGGAACUGAACGGUUGCGUAUGCUUUCUUUGAACGGUAAUCCUCUAAAACAACUUGUACGUGCUCAGUUUCCACCAUUACCACAUCUUAAAAGUUUAGAGUUGGAAGGAUGCUCCUUAGAAAUUAUAAACAAAGAAGCGUUUAUACAUUUGACUGCCCUAGAAACUAUCAAUUUGAAAUAUAACCUUCUCCGUAAUAUAUCGGAAGCAACUUUUAUGAAUUUUGCUCAUUUAAAAACGCUCGCUUUAGAGGAGAAUCCCUGGCGCUGUGAUUGUAAUUUACGGGGCUUUAGAGACUGGUUUUUAGCUAGUAAGCUUCAAUCCGUAUCUUUGAGUUGCUCUGAACCAAGGUCAUUAAGUGAACGUUUAUGGGAAAACGUGUCCUCUGAGGAAUUCGCAUGUAUACCUCAAGUGUUCGCGUAUCCACAACAACAGGUGCAAGCAGAAGCGGGAGGAAACGUCAGCUUUGGUUGCCACAUCCUUGGAGACCCAGAGCCUCAAGUUCUUUGGCUUUACGAAGGCCACCCCAUCAAUCAUACUUGGUUAGUAGUUGAAGCUGAAGAAGGAUUAUUGGAUAAAUGGGCCAAUAUAAGUAUAUAUAAUGUUAGUGAUGCCGACGUGGGUAGAUAUACGUGCGUCGCUAAAAACAUUCUAGAUACGACUUCUGUUAAUGUAAGUUUAGUGCUUCCGGAAGUUGUUACUGCAACAACUCUUAUUAAAGCAGACAAAAGAAUGGUGUGGUGGGGUAUGGUGAUUGUGGGCGUCGGUGUGGCAUUUUCCGCGGUGAUAACUGUGAUUGCUGUGUACUGUGUUAAGAACAAGAGUCAAAGACGGAAUAUUAAAGCAAGCGUAAGUUUCACGGACCAAGAAAAAAAACUUUUGGACGUUAGCAUUGCUACCACGACUGACAGAGGAACCGGUAGUUGCGAAGCGUUGGGACCCGAUCAAUUAGAUAUGAUGGAUCCUCCUGUACAUAUUACUAUAGAAAGGGAACCUCCUUUACCUCCCCUAGCAGUUUAUCCUCCUCCGCCGGAAUUCUCGAGUAGUACACUACCUGCGGGAGCAUAUGGCAAUAUUUUUAUUUCAGUAUCAGUUAGUCGAGAUCCGUCGAUCGAUGUUUCUAGAUGCCCUGAUCUAUUGGACUUGCCUCAUAGGCCCAAGCCUGUCUAUCAUGGUAUGGCGACGUUGCCUCGACGUCCUUACGCUUUUCCACAGUACGACAACAUGGGGCCCAGGGUGACUGCUGGGGGAAGUUCCACGCUUUCUCUUCCUGAUGCUUCAGCUGGAGCUCCUAUUGCUCCUGUAGCAACGCAGUUACCACCUCCCCCGCCUCCUCCUUGCGUUCCGCUCACCCCAGAGUUUGUCUCUCUCUAACCUCCCUGUGGUUAAUCUUCAAUUAGUGCCUUUGCUCACAUCAUUAUUAAUUUAUAUCUCUACAUUUGUCAACUGGAUAUUGUCAACAAGGUAAAUGAAAUUUUAAUUACUAGUAGCAAAUGUGGAAACGUAAUAUUUUUGGCAUAUAGCCGCCUCUUUUUAACAGAUUUCUUUGUCCAGAAAAUCACAUCACUUUUAUUAUAAGGGAUAGCUUUGAAUGGAACCAAUAUGAAAAUGUUAUUUUCAUAUUGGUUCCUAACCUAACCAAAUUUGAUUUUGAUAUGUAGUAGUUCUGUAGGAUACCAUUUGGAUUUGAAGUGGUUUUGUAUGUAUUCCUAAAUGAGUUAAUAAAUUCCAAAUCUGUUGAAGGUUGUGAUGUGUACAAAAUGGAUAAUAGACUAAAGUAUUAAAAGAUCAAAGUAGCAGAUAAAUAUUCUUUCUGUGCUCGCAAAAUUUAACUGUAUUUAAAAACUAUUUUUAUCCUCAUAAUGAAGGAAAAUUGAAACUUUUUUCAGUACCUUCAUUUAUUUUGUUUGGUUUCAUCUCUGUGAUUGCCCGACAUAAGACAGUUUUAGAUAUUCAUUCACGAUGAUGAGUCUAUUAUUAUUAUUGUUGUUACAUCUAAACUUACCAAUUUGUGCAUUAAGCACAAUAUAAUUGGAAAUGACACAGUGAAUUUAAAUUAGAUCGCUCUAAUAAACAAGCAUAAUUUUGGAUAUACACUUCUAGAUAAUUUUGAUCAACAAAAAAAUUAGUUACGUAUUAAAAAAUACUAAUUUUUUUCUUUAGCUGAAAUUUCAAAAUGCGGGGGUUAUUUCCCACAAUGUAUUUUGAUUCAUUUAUAAUAUUUAAUCAUCAAUUUAUCAUUAUGAUAAAAUCAAUAAUUAUAGCGCAGAACUAUAAUUAUUUAAUUAUUUCUUGUAUAUGAGUCAAAAUCGAUUUAGUUAUUUUAUAUAGUUGCGAAGAAUAUAAGUAUUCUCAAUAAAAUAUGUUCAAAUUAAUAAUUAUUUAAAAAAUAAAGACAUAUUUUAAUAUGAAUGCCAAAUAACCAAUGCUGUAGCUUCUCAUUUCCGCCAGUGACCCUAGUGAGAAUUUCUCAACCUAUACUGUGAAAACUUCAAUGAGAAAUUAUCGAUAUUCGAUUAUCCUCAAAUUUCCACAUUUCACAGCUCUUCAUACUCUGUAGAGAAUAUUGAGAAAACUAUUUAUCUGAAAAAUUUGAAAACUAUCAUAUCCAUACGUCAAGGUAUGGAAAAAGAAAAUAAAUGUAUACAUACUGUUAACAAUCUUUAUGGAUUUUAUUUUGUUUUUAUGGAAAUUAAAUCCUAACCCAAGUGAAUAUUCAUCUUUUCAUCAAUCGUACGAAAAUAGAACGUUAUAUUUUUACAUUUCAAAAAAGAGAAACUCAAUGAAGUUGAGAAGUAGUUAUCUCUAGCUCCUAAAUUUAAUUCUAACAACUCUCAUUUUAAAAAUUUAGAUAAUUAUACAAGUCAUUUUGAUAAUCUAUCAGGCGUCAAAAUUCAAAAUUGAAGUUAGCAGUUUGUUCUUAUAAUUUCGUAAAAAAUUAAAUUAAAGACAAAUUUAAUAGAUGGGUAUAUGUAAUUAGUUUGAAAAUUUGGAGCCAUUUUCUAUUUUUAUUUAAUUUAUCAUUAUCCCACUCUGAUUCCCAGUUCUUCCCACUUCAACUACAUAUAUUUUUUUAAUUCUUUCAAUACCAGGAUGGAAGUAGAUUUAUGGUAAAAUCAUCAUAGUAAAAAUGUGAAUAGAAUAGAGAAAUCUCAACUUUUGAUUCUCUUUGAUUUUAUACAGUUUAAUAAAUACUAACAUGAAUUUUUCAAGAGUUCCAGGAAACACCUCCUGAAGAAAAAACGACUUUCAUUUUUUAUAUAAUAACCAUGAUAUUAAUAAAAAAGUGAAAAAUUAUUUUUUAAUAUUAAUUCGAUGUUAACAUUAUGCAAAAGUAUAUAAAUAAUUUAUAUCUGCUUUACAUUGUAUUAGAAAGUUUUGCGCGCUGAAGAGUUAUACGCACAAGAAAAAUGUUUUCUCUCCAAGGUCUUGUUUCUGAAGUUCGUGAGGUUUCUGAUAUGGAGUUUAUAAACUCAUUUUAGAUGCUCAAGGAUUUACUUCACUCUCAUUUAGAUCUGUAAAUAUUUUAAAUGGGUUAAUUAAAUCUUAAAAUGAACUUAUUAAAUUAUAGUCAUCAACUUCUUUUUCUUAAGAAAGCUUACUAUGAUCUAGCGUACUUUCUGGAGUCAAUUGUAAAAUAGGUAUUGUUGGGAAGUAAACUUUGAUUGGAUUAACUUUUUUUUGGUGGUAAUCGCAUUUUCGUUGAAUUAUUCAUAUCAAGUUUAUUUAUUUUUUAUUUUUGUACAUAAAUUGAUAAAAAGUUCCCUACAAUUGAUAAAAUUUUCCCAAUUUUCUACAUAUUUUAUAUUUUCUAACAACGUAAGAGCACAAUGAGUAUGGUAGAAAAUUAUUUUCAUAUUAAUAAAUAUAUCAUAGCUAUUAUGUACAUAAUAUGAAUCCUUUCAUGUCUCCUUCAAAAAGUUUUGUAUAGGAUAAGAAGGAUGAUUAUUCUGUUUGAAUCUUUAUCUUAUCUCUAAAUUGAUUAUAGAAUACUGUCUAUGUUGGGUUGACAAGUAUAUUAUGAUGUAUUAGAAUUAAUAUUUUUGUAAAAUAUAUUUCACAAGCGUGAAAAUAUAGAAACUCUCAUAUCAAAUUAUCAAUCAGUAUUUCUAUGAAUACAAGACAUGAUUAUUAACUAUUAUACCAAUUUCCUUUAAUUGGGAGAAAAAUUAUUAUCACGUAUAAUUUGGAUAGAAUACUUUUAUGUUAUAAUACUCAAUGGAUACAAAAUGAAACCAUACAAUAGAUCCAUGCUUUAAUGGAAUCGAAUGCCAUAGCUCAAUUGACAUUGGUAGAAAGCUUUCGAAAUAAGGAUCUUCCUUUUCACUAUUAUGAAAAUACUUUUGAAAUAUCUACAAUAAUUCUAAUAUAGUGUUUGAAUGAUUGAAGAUUUCAAAGUGAAACAACAUUCGACAAUUAUUAUUAACUCGUUAACAAAUUCAAAAUUGAACAACUAUCAUAUUCAUUUAAUGAUCGAUAAGAUAGAUAUAAUAUUUGUUAAUUCUACAUAAUUUAUGUAAUAUACAGUCUUUUUAGAAAAAUAAUUCAAUAAAUUCUUGAAACCUAAGCUUUCACAACUAAAAACAUUGAAGUCAGGUAUCUUAGGGAAGAGUCUCAAAACAUGGAAGAAUUGCUUCAUGGAUCUCAUCUUAAAUGUAUGAUUUUGAUAAAAUAGCUCCCUUUUUUCUCUUUCUAUUUGUUCAACAGCGAAAAUUUUAUGAAAUCGCUUAACGAACUAACAGACCACAGUUUAUUUCUUCUAGGAAUCGAACAAUUUCAGGAGAAACAAUAACGUAUCUACACUUACAAAAGUUAUAAUUAGGAUAAUUGAAUCGAUAUCCUUGGAAAAAGGAAGUUUGAUAUAUUCACUACUUACUUUCAAAAUACCAUUAUUUUCUGUGACUUACACCCUUUUCAAUUAAACCACAGUUGUUCGUGAAGGCAUUCAAUCAUCAAAUGUGCGAUGUAGCCGUUCAAGACUUUGUUGUUCACUUGAAAUUAAAGUAGAGCAUAACGCGGACAUAUUCUCUUCACAAAUCCAUAUUUCGAUUACAAAUCGUUUGUACCACCAUUUAUUGUUGAUGGUAGCAACCCAAAUGCAGUCAGAGUUCACUGAUAAUGGUAUUUGAAAAGAGAGAUAUGCAUAUAUCAAAAUAUACAGAGUGGCUUCGUAUCAAGUGAUCACAAUAACAAUCUCAACAAAUACGAUUAACCGAAAUGAUAUAGAUAUUUUUAUAUAAAGAAAGAAAAAGUUUUUGAUGUGUCUCCAUUUACUAAUUUUAUUCUUUCAAUUCUAUUGACGUAUAUUUUCGGUUUAUCACUCUUCAUUGCCAUCAUUAUCAUUUAGCAGCCUGUUUCGUCUACUACCGGACAUAACACUCUUUUAACCUAGUCCAUUUUGGUCGGUCUUGGGCAUCUUGUAUUCAUUUGGAAGAUUUUCUUUUCAAAUCGUCCGUUCAUCACGUCGGCGGUCGUCCCCUGCAUUCUCUUCGUUAAUCUAUUAUCAGACAAACUUGCAAUAGGGCCAGCACAGUUCCAUUUUAAAUGUGUGACUCUUUGAUUUCAAUUCAUAACUUUUAUUCUUCUACGCAGUUCUUCGUUUCGGAUUUUAUCUUGUUAAUGUCAUUUUUAACAUGGACCCCUCCAUGGCUCGUUAUUCUUAUUUUAUUCACAGUUUUUUAUGUCAAUGUUAUUGUUUCUCAGCCAUAAAUCAAUACUGACAGGACGCAUUGGUCAAAAUGCAACCCAAGUCAGUUGUAUUCUUCUGUUUAGUUGGAAGGUGUGAGGGGUUCUUUUCAUUCGGAUCUCAUGUCCUAGAUAUUUGUAGGAUGUUACGUAUUCGAUUCUUUUCUUUCUAGUGCUAGGCUACGACUGGGGAUUAAAUUUGUCAUAAAUUGGGUCUUGGCCAUAUUUAAAUUUAAAGCUGUAGAUAGUUCUAAGAUCAUUUUAUUUGCCUCGUCUAGUCGGUCUAAGAUCAGCACAAUAUUGACGUCGAAACGCCGAUAUUUUUGGUUUUCUCUAUCCACGUUAAUGCCUUUACUGUGUAGUUACUUCUUUUCAAAUAUAUGAUGAGAGUUGUGAAAAGUUUGGGAGGAAAUGUGUCACCUUGUCGGAGGUUUUUUUUAUCCUGAAUCGAUUUGAUUCUGCAUGUGUUCAAACCUUUACCGUUGCCUGCUGUUAUACGAGGUGUGGCUAUUAAAUAACGAGACUGCUUCCGAAAAAGAGUUUUAUUAUGAAAUUUAUUCUAUAUUCGAGUGCUCCCCUUCAAUAUACUCCCCUACCCUCACCUAACCUAACCUAACCUUUCCAUACUUUUUUCCAUUGAUCGAAGCAGUGCUGGAAGUCUUCUUUGGUGAGUGCCUUUAGGAGCUCUGCUGGUUUCUGCUUUGCUGCUUCCAUCGACUCAAAUCAGGUCCCUUUUAAAGCAGAUCUUCUCCUUACCUUUCUAACCUUCCAAAGAAAUCUGAGACCCGUUGACGCAAGAGCUUUUGGUUAGGAGUCAGAUUUUUUGGCACCAACUUCGCACAGCCGUUUCUUUAUGGGCGUUUACAGCAUCGGCAAUCAUCCGGAUGCUCAUUCGAUGAUCUGCACGUAUAAUUCGGUCACUGUUUCCGGAGUGGCCUCUAGGCGUGCAGUCUCGUUAUUUGAUGGCCAGACACGUAUGUGCCGCAAUAUAAAAACAAAGCGGUGGUCUAUACGGCAGUUUACAAUAGCUUUAAACAAUUCAUAGUGAUUUAUUCAGUUAAAUGCUUUUUGAGAGUCGACGAGUAUGGGCUUGUCGUAUUCUACACUUUUUUCUUUUAAUUAUGUUAUCAUCUAUAGCUGCUUGUCAUGUGCAGUCAUGAUUUUGGUGGAUAAUUCAUAUAGAUGUGACAGCAGGCUUAUGGGUCUAUAAUCUUGUAGAUAUAUGAUGUUGCAUUGGUUAUUGCUUUCAGGAGCUCAUUUCUUUUGACUUUGAUAGCUUCCACAAUAAUACACAUUCCGCCCGGUGAUUUGUUAUCACUCUUAUAUCAAAAACUUUUUUUGUUUCAGAAAAUAUCAAAGUCAUAAUGAUUUUAGUCAAUUUUUCUAACUUGUAACUUAUGUAUUAAAAAGUAUACUAUCAAGAGUGAAAAUCAUACGUAUACUCAUAAGAAUUCUAAGAUACAAAAGUAAGUUAAGAAAUUAUUUUCAUAAAAUACUUGCUUCAUUGUCGUUUGAUAUCUGAUGAAACACCAACAAUUAAAUAUUGUUUUCAUAGCUCUAACAGAAAAUCGUUUGUUACCGACUAAAUUUAUCAGAUUUACUAAAUAGUGUAAAAAUAAAAUGCUAAGAAAUUAGAGAAACAAAAUUUUGAAGUUAAUUUUACUUAAGUAUUAAUUGAAAUGUAUAAAUAUCAAUAGAAUAGACUACCAAAACUGCUGGUUUCCCCUCGUUUCUUGUACAUUCAAGCAGUUUUAUUUUUAUUAAGAUUUUCAGCGACUAUUAGCCAGACAAAUGAUUUAAACCUUUCCAUGUUCUAUUGACGUUAAAGAAAAAAUGCUUUCAUGAUAAUUUUAGUCGAAACUAAUUGUAAAAAAUAAAUAGGAAUACAAUAAGCUAGAACUAUUCGAUUGAAGUUUCUUAAUUUUCUCUAAUAAUAACAUUGCUGCGUUGGUAAGUAUAAUUCGUGGAAAACAGAUAUUCAAUACAUAAUAUCGGUGAAAAGUCUUAUCUCGCGUAAUAUGAGCAGUUUUAUUUGGAAGGAUAAUAUUCUAGUUUUGCUGAAACGAUUUCACUGUCAUAUGACACAAAUAUUAUGUUUCAUUAAUACAAAAAUGAUGCUACUAAAACAUGUUCCUCAAUAUCGAAUAUAACAUUUUCUUUAUCGCAACUAUUAACUUCUGAAUGUAGAUCAAAUUGUUUUACGAAGUUUUCUUUACAUUUUUUAAUCAUUUAGUUGUUAAUUAUGAACGAUAACCACAGCCAGAGGUAGAUUUUCCUUUUAAUUAAAUAAUUGUUAUUUUUGUUGAGUAUAAGAAAAUAUUAGUUGAUAAUAUUCUAUAACUGUUGAUAGAAAUGCGGAAAAUGACAUUUUGAAAAAAAUUUGACAAAUAUGAGUAUAUUACUUGAGAAUAACUGAAUAUAUGAAUAUAAUAUUGAGAGAAUAUGUUAGAUAUUUAUAAAAUAAAGUAAAUAUUUGCACUUAAUUGGUUUUUAUUUUCAAAUAUCUAAUAUCGAACUUUGUUUUUUUUACAAAUAUAUAUAUAGUAUAUUGUUAAAAUUGUAUUUGUUUAUUGGAGUUGAAAUUGUUAGUUUUGAUUCGAAUUUGUAAUAAACAUUAUUUUUAUUGAAUAGAUGAAUGUGUUUAAUUAAUUGUUAAUUGAAAUUUUCUGUUCUCGUAUUUCUUUUUCUAAAUAAACAAAUUUUAUAAUAUUUUUGUUUUAUUAGGCUAAAAAAAAUCACGUACAAAAUGUUAUGGUAAAAUAAAUGAAGAUCUGAUUUUAUCCAGAAGUAUUUUAAAAAAAUUUAUAUCAUGUUUAUAAAUAUGAUUAUUAUACAUUGUGUGCAUAAAGUAACGUAAUACGAGAUAUAUCCAGGUAAGUUCGGUUUGGUUAUAUGAAAAAGAUACAGAAAACAUAUUUUUCUACGUCCGUUAUAAUAUUCACGUAUUUUUUCAUUCAUUUACAUUUAUAAAGAAUGUAAUUUCUGAAUCGGUCAAAAAUCGUGAAAAAAAAAUACCGUAGUGGUCUAUUAUUUUACGCUUUUGCGUUAAAAAAGUGCCGUAAUGUGUCAUUUUUUAACGCUAUUAUAGAAUUGUUUUAUCAAAAUAGUGGGUUGUGAACGCCUUCUAAAGUGUCACACUUUUAUUUCUUGAUAUUCGUUCAAGAAAAUCCGUUUCGUGUCUAAUUAAAAGGAGUGUAGUAUUAUUAUUAUUAGUGAUGGUGAGUAAUAGUGGAGACAGUUUAAACUGCACAUCAGAAGAUGUUGUUGAAUCGGCAACUGCAGCAACUAUGAUUCUUCUCCUUGAGAAAUCCAAGGAACAGUAUUUAAAAGAAUAUAAUUGUUUUAUGUAGUAGCGUACUAAAAAAGGUAUAAACAGCUUCACAGAAAGAGUGUUACUAGAUUACUUUGAAACUAUAUCCAAAAUGUGGAAGUCUUCAACACUUUGGUCGACUUAUUCAAAACUGAAAGACACCCUAAUGGUGAAUAACGACAUAGACAUCAGUAAAUACUCGAAGCUCAUUGCAUAUUUGAAAAAUAAAUCAGUUGGCUAUAGACCCAAAAAAUCUAAAACAUUUGCCCGUGAAGAAAUUAAUAAGUUUCUGUUGCAAGCUCCAGACGAUCAUUAUUUCAGGCAUAAGGUAUGACAGCAAAAAUUUUUAAUGUAAGCUUAGAUAUCUUUCAGGUUGCUUCAAUAUUCGUAAUCGCAGGAGCUCUGCGAGGGAGGAUUAUAUAAAAUGAAGUGUAACGAUAUCAAUAAUACCGGAAAUGUUUUAAUUAUUACAGUAUCUGAUAGAAAAACUGAUGUUCAACGUAGAUUUACUGUUAUUGGUGAAAUAAAUGACAAUAGAUUAAACUUGGUAAAUAUUUAUAAAAAAUAUAAAAACUAACGACCCACAAAUGUCAAAACGGAUCAUUUUUUUUGCAGUAUAGAAAUGGAAAAUGCAAAACUCAAGCUGUAGGUAUCAAUACCUUUUCAAACAUUCCCUCGCUUAUCGCAACAUAUUUGAAUUUACCUAAUCCAAAAAACUACACUGGGAAUACAUUUCGACGCUCUUCUGAGUCUCUAUUAGUGGAUUCCGGUGGUGAUAUAAUUCAACUAAAGAAGCACGGUGGGUGGAAAUCCAACACAGUUGCGGAGGGUUACGUAGACGAUUCAAUAAAAAACAAAAUGGAUUCCGCAGUGAAAAUUUUAACGCGAACAACUAGUUCGACUUCAAGCAAAUUGUAAAUGUUCACGAUCCUACUAACAAUCCAAUAAGUACUAAUACAAUUAUAGACGAUGUUACUUCUUUGAACUCGUUAAAUGUUGCCAAUUGAAGUACCAAUAGUAAUGUAACUUCUUUUUCACUUCAAAUUAAUAAUGCUCACGGUUGUACUUUUAAUAUUACUAUUAUAAAAUAAAAAUUGAUACAAUUUUUGUCGUAGACGUAGAAAAAUUUUUGUAUGAAACUCGUGAGUAAAAUAACUUUUUUCACUCGUAGGAAUUGCCAAAUAGGUUAAACCGCCCUGCUCGUGAAAAAAAGUAUUAUCUUACUCACUUGUUGCAUAAAUAACUAUUACUGUAUAAAAAUCUAUGGAUGCCUCCUUCAUAGAAGACUGCCGCCUCUGUUUUCAACAGAUCGUUGAAUUGUUGACUACCAACGAAAGAUUAUAUACAAGAAGAGAUUGAAGUCACUGAGAGGGAGGACUAGGUUCGAACAGAAUAUGACCAAACACGUCGCAGCCAAAUUCCUGUAGGAGUUUUUUGUGCUUUCGCAGUGUUUGGUCGGGCAUUAUCGUGGAAAAGAAUAACAGGUGUUCGUUCUGCAUUACGCAGCGCAAUUUCUAAAUAGUUUCGCAAUAAAUAUGUGCAUUGAUUGUUUAAACUGUGGUUAGAAAUUUGCAAAAUGCCUUUCCUGCGUUGCCACUGAUAGAAAUAAAAAGUUAUUUCACGGAUAUACCUCGUAUUUCGAUUUAUGAUUGAUCAAAAAGGAAAUGCACUGCACUGUUACUACAAAGUUAUAUAUCGACAUAUUUUUUCAAGCAGCUCACUCUAACUGUUCAGAUUACCAUAAUCUUUUAAAUUAUGAAUACAACUGUCUAGUCUGAAGUUAUUGAAAACAAAACAAUUAGCUAGAAGAUUAAUAUUUCAUUACAUAUUUCAUUCCGAUAAUUUUAUUUUGUCUUGUAAACUAUAUUAAUGAGAUAUCAUUAAAAAAAGUCUAAAGGCGAUAAAUCGGUACAUGUAACUGGCCACUCUAUUAAACAACAUUCUCCACUCGAUCUGUUCUUGAAAACUGAAUUUUUUAUAGCAGAAACUAUGUUAUUUCCAAAAUAUAAAUACUAUGUUUCGUUACAUUUUCGUUCAACCAUUAAUGGUCUAAUAAUAGUUAUUCCGAUAAUACCUACUCAAAUUAACUUUAAAAGGUCUUUGCUAUAUAUAUUUAGGUGUAGCCAUAUCCCAUUAUCUACAAUUGUUCCGAUUUCUGUUCCAUUUAACGUAAGUGUGGAUUAAUCGGUAAAGACUUAGUUGUAAAAUGAGAGUCCGCAUCUACUUUUCGUGUUAUGGUUUCAUAAACUUCCAUUCUGAGAUAGAGACCAUUUUAAAAUAAUCCUUGUAGUAGCUUGACUUUAUCAGGAUGGAAUUUAUUCUUUUCAAUAAUAAUCUGGAUGGAUUCUACAUGAACAUCAUGUUAUUAUGAAGAUUUUAUCAUUAGUCUUGGGUUUGUAAUUAAUUGGGAAAUUUUCAGUUGAAAUGUAUUACAGAAAAAGAGAAUGUACCAGAAAGUGAGUAAGUGAUCUAUGCAAAUUAUAAAUCUAACAUAAAUCAAAUAUUAAGUUACUUUAUGAUACCACUGUAUAAUAAAUACUUCAAUUAAUACAAUGCACUGCAAAAGUAUUGGCAUUUACUUAAGAAACAACGAGUUAUCAAGAAUGUAAUUCGAAUUUUUCACAUUUAGAUUUUAUCAGGAAGUAUUGAAAAGAAGCAUUUUUUCUUAUGUUUAUAGUUAAUAAUAUAAACUGCUUAAUAUUUCGAAAGGUAAAAGGAAGAUUUGUUAUCUGAAUUAAUAGCUGCUUUCCAUUUACAUUCAAUUGAUUAAAUAAUGACUUCACUGCUACCUGAAUAAAAGAAACACGUAAUGUGAGUUAAUAUUGUGUACUUAUUUGCUUAUUUUGAUGACAAAAUUUGACAACGUGAUGUCUUCAACGUGACUUUCAUUCUGAGUUCACAAAACUCACUGAAGCACAUGGUUUCAAGCUUGUGCAGAUUGCGGUUAAAAACCCAGUUAGGUCUCACUUUGAACUGUGUUACGAUGUCACAGGUGAGAAUUAUCUGAGUUUUGGUGUAAAUGGAAAGCAGCUAAUAUAUUUAUACUGAAUACAAGGCUUACUCUAGCUAAACUCACAAUUAUAGAAUCCGACAUAAACAUAUUAUCGUCGUCUUAGACCAGGGGUAGUCACCAAAGUAAUAUACAAUGUUUGUUAAAUAAUUAUUCUUUCAUUGAAACGCUAACAAAUACCGACUUUUAUUGACAUCAAAAUGUGAUAUUCGACAUAAGUUGACUAAGUAUUUUUUGAAAGUGAAAUUUUUCUUACUGUAACUUCCGAAAGUUUGAAAGUGAUUAAAAAAGGAAGUUAAGAUAUUCUGUUUUCUUCUAACUGUACUUUUUUUUCAUAUAUGUUAAAUAAAACUUUUAUUAGUUCAUUUAAUUUUGAAUGGCGAAGAUAGUUGGAAAUUUUUGAAAAAUGAAGGUCGAAUGGUGGAAUGAGCGACAUAUUGAACUGGAAUAGAUAGCUGGAAAUAGACUUCGCUGCAUGUAGGAUAUCGGAAUUGACUACAGAAUUUCAAAACACUUUUCGACAUGUAUUCACGCUCUUUCGAAAUGAUGGUCUAUGGAAAAGUGAGAGGAAUUCUGAUGUGCUGAAAAGCAUCAGUAAAAAUUAAAAUUGAAUUUUAGAUUUAGGGUUGUGAUUAUUAACGAAAGAAAAACAAAUCAAUAAAUUAUACACUAAGGAAGUAAAAUUUAUGGUAAAAUAAUCUGAAUGCAGACCAAAGUGAAUUUUUUGAAUAACCGUUUCAAAACUUAACUUAACGAAGGUGGUUUUAUAUUGCCACCGAGACAAGGCCAUUAAAGAAGGCGAAAUCAAAUUCCUCAACUGUAGUGAAAGUACAAAUUUCACCCGAAAAGGAAGCUGAGGAAGUAUUAGGAGAGGAUCCAAAGGGAGACAAUCAGAGAUACACCACUCGUGCAUAGGAUCGAGUUCUUAUGGGAAAAACAAAACGUAGACAUUGAGUUGAAUAGUUUCAUGGAUCUCUAAUAAAAAUCUGUUGAAACACUAAGACAGGUUAUGAGUCUGGGAAAGGAAAAUUGUGAGAAAAUGUAAACUUUAUAGACGAUUGUAGGAGAGAGAAUGAAAAAUAAUUGGAGGAGUUCUUCGUAAAUACAAUUCUAAAAAAAAAGAAAGUUAGGAAAAUUCCGCGGCGGACUACGUCAUAAGACUUGCUAACUAGUGAACAAAAA